Striga asiatica is the source of this 720-nucleotide messenger RNA. Lineage: Eukaryota; Viridiplantae; Streptophyta; Magnoliopsida; Lamiales; Orobanchaceae. The record is from the annotation of a GenBank genome assembly.
GCUAAAUAUCUUUUUGGGCCUCCGCUUGCUGAAUAUUGGGUGCCGACUUGAACUUGGACAUAUAUAAGGAGAUUGAGGGUUUUCUACAUUUCAUCUGCGGCAUUCCUCCAGAACCCUAGUUCUCCACUAGCAGCCGAGAAGAAGAAGAGACUUGAAAUGGCGAGGAUUAAGGUGCACGAGCUGAGGCAGAAGAGCAAGGCGGAGCUUUUGGCGCAGCUGAAGGAGUUGAAGGCGGAGCUGUCUCUGCUGCGCGUAGCCAAGGUCACCGGCGGGGCGCCGAACAAGCUGUCCAAGAUCAAGGUGGUCAGGCUCUCGAUCGCCCAGGUCCUCACCGUGAUUUCCCAGAAGCAGAAGGCCGCUCUCAGGGAAGUCUACAAGAACAAGAAGUACUUGCCGCUCGAUCUCCGCCCCAAGAAGACCCGUGCCAUCCGCCGCCGCCUCACCAAGCACCAGGCGUCUUUGAAGACAGAGAAGCAGAAAAAGAAGGAAAUGUAUUUCCCUCUGAGAAAGUAUGCCAUUAAGGUUUAAAUUAUAGCUUGUGCUCAAGCAGAUGGUGAAUUUCAGAUUUCAAAUUUUGAAGGAUAUUGAUUUGUCUUAUUUUAUAGACUUUCUAGAUUUGCAGUCAGUUGAUUUGUACUGUCCGUAUGGUCCUGACAUGUUCUCGCAUUAUGAUGCUUUGUCACUUAAUCAUAUGCAUUUUGCUGAAGAUCAUUCGAUUGA